Molecule: messenger RNA, 6509 nt
Organism: Sphaerodactylus townsendi
Lineage: Eukaryota; Metazoa; Chordata; Lepidosauria; Squamata; Sphaerodactylidae
Gene: MTF1
Product: metal regulatory transcription factor 1
Exons: 11
Coding region: 170-2356 (728 amino acids)
Biological process (GO): central nervous system development; positive regulation of transcription by RNA polymerase II
Cellular component (GO): nucleus
Molecular function (GO): DNA-binding transcription activator activity, RNA polymerase II-specific; RNA polymerase II cis-regulatory region sequence-specific DNA binding
Source: RefSeq, a predicted model, not a curated record
CGUCGAUGUCUGAGGAAAUUCCUGACGGACCGAGUCGGGGCCAGGGCUAUACGGGGCCUGCCGGCGGGUGUCAUGGCACCAACAGGGGCUGGGCUCGACUUGGCCUUGCGAGGAGCCGGUAAGCUGCUGCUUAUUUAUCCUGCGACCCUUCCCUGAAUUCCUCUGAACCAUGGGGGAACACAGUCCUGAGAGUGUCAUCUAUUAUGAAGUGGAGGAAGAUGACUUGGCACAGGAGGAUAAACCAUUAAGGUUUGUGGACAAGAAUGGCCUUGUCUCAUCUUUGUCACGGACAGUGUACGACAGAACAACAGUCCUCAUUGAACAAGACCAAGGGUCACUGGAGGAAGAAGAUGAUGAAGGGCAGUGUGGCGAUCCUCUGACUUUUCUACCAGAAGGUCAUGAGGACAGGUUUCAUUUGAUAGCGGACCAUGAAGGAAUAUCCCAGGGUUAUGUCCAGCACAUUAUUUCUCCGGAUCAGAUUCAUUUGACUAUCAACCCUGGUUCAACUCCGAUGCCACGAAACAUAGAAGGAGCCACCCUUACUUUGCAAUCAGAGUGCCCUGAGACCAAGUUUAAAGAAGUGAAACGCUACCAGUGCACAUUUGAGGGCUGUCCUCGUACCUACAGCACUGCAGGUAACCUGCGCACCCACCAGAAGACGCACCGAGGGGAAUACACCUUUGUGUGUAACCAGGAGGGCUGUGGAAAGGCUUUCCUGACCUCCUACAGUCUCAAAAUCCAUGUUCGCGUCCACACCAAGGAGAAACCUUUUGAGUGUGAUGUUCAAGGCUGUGAAAAAGCCUUUAAUACACUGUACAGGCUGAAAGCCCAUCAGAGGCUUCACACAGGGAAAACAUUCAACUGUGAAUCAGAGGGUUGCAGCAAGUAUUUCACUACACUCAGUGAUCUACGGAAACACAUUCGGACUCACACCGGCGAGAAGCCCUUCAGGUGUGAUCAUGAUGGUUGUGGAAAGGCGUUUGCUGCAAGUCACCACCUGAAAACGCAUGUCAGGACACAUACAGGUGAGAGACCCUUCUUCUGCCCCAGCAAUGGUUGCGAGAAGACCUUCAGCACACAAUACAGUCUCAAGAGUCACAUGAAGGGGCACGACAAAGGGCCCUCCUACACUGUUCUCUCCAACAGCAACAUCUCUGAGGAUACGAACCAAUCGCUCUGCCUGAGCGACUUGAGCCUCAUGUCCACAGAUUCAGAUUUGCGGGAUAAUUCUAAUCCAAUACAUGGACAGGACCUGAACACCAUCUCACCAGCCUGCAUUUUCGAGUCCAUAUUCCAGAGCCCAGAACCUCCUGCCACUCAGGAAGACUCUCAGCAAACAGCCGCCUUGAUCGAAGGUGUCAGUGGCGAUGCGGACUCAGCCCCUGCCAGCCAGCCAUCUGCGGGAGAGGCCAGACCGUUAUCCCUGCCGCUCGUUCUGCAGCUCGGUAUUUCUGAGCCCGCCCACCCCGUACCACCUCCUGCCCCCGCCAGUCCUCUGCGAGAAGCGUAUGAAACCCCAGCUGCUCUCUUACAGACCCCAGAAGUGCCUGCUUCUAACAGCACAUUCUUUGCAGCGAAUCCUCAGAACAUUCUGCAGCCUGUUCAGCCGCCUCUGCAGCCCCUUGGGGCUGGACCGCCUGUGGUCCAGGGUGCUCCCGCACAAGCCAUGGCCAGUGCUCCAGAGGUGCUGUCCAGUGGAGUUCAAACGGUGCCCCUCGGAGGGAGCUCUGUGCUGUCUGGCAGUCCAACCAUCACCAUCACCCCUUCGCAAAGCGCAGCCAUUCUGCAGUCCAGCAUCGUCAUGGGGGAACAGAACCUCCAGUGGCUUCUCAACGGUGCCAGCAGGAUGCCCCAAAAUCAGGAGCAAAUGUCGCAGGCCCCGGUGGUGGAGAAUGUCUUCUUUACUACUACCUUGCCUGUUGCUGGUAAUGCAGGGAGCUCCGUGCAGCAAAUUGGCCUAAGCUUACCCGUGAUCAUCAUCAAGCAAGAGGAAGCCUGUCAGUGCCAGUGUGCCUGCCGGGACUUGGUCAAAGAAAAAGCCAGCAGCGGGAAGAGCUGUUCCACAUCUGACUCCAAACCCCCAGGGGAACCUCCUCCACCAGGGCUUCAACCUCAGUCCUUCCCUGUUGCCAUUGCUGCGGCCUCCUCCACUGCUGCCCUCUCUUCCACGUUGCCUCCUUCCUGCGAGCAGAGCGCUCUGGCGGGGAAACCGUCAGAUACGCAGACCCAAUCCCUAAGUGCCAUGGACGUUUCCGACUUCCUUUCCCUACAGAACCGCGAGGCCCCCUCUCCACUCAGCCCCAUUGAAGCCCUGCUGCAGAGGGAUGAAGAGCUUGGCAGCAGCUUCCCCAAGUGAUGCCCUCCUGCUCCCGAGGGAAGGUUCAACAAGAGCCUGCUGUGCUCCCUGGCCCUGGAAUCCUGUCCUUAGGAGAAGCGGCUUGUCCGGAGAGGAAAGGCAAAGAUGCGCCUGAACUACUGGGCCGCUCUCUUUCGUCUCUCCCCUUUCAACUUCUUGUGAAUGAAUGGGGGAAUCAGAGUCACGUGGAGGGGGCUGUAGGGGCCAGCUGCUGCCUGCUUGCACAUAGCUUGGUGGAGGUUAGGAAAUGGUGUGGGCAGCAUGUUGAAGUCCUUGUUACAGUCUGCACUAGAGUGUGCACUAUUAUGAGGUGGGGAGAGGGACGGUGAGCCGGGCUCCCAUUGGAGAGGCAACUGCACUUUUCAAGAUGGUGCCACCAACUUCAGGGCCAGGGAGGAAGAGAGUUUGCGCGCCUUCCCCAAGGGAGGGUUUCCCCGCUGCUUGGAAGCUCUGGAAGUCUAAGCGAGGCACAUCUCAGAGUUUGCACUGGAGUAAAAUGCUCUUGCUCUGUAGAGGCAGCCAAGUUGUCAGACUUUCUCUCUCUCUUUCUGUCCUACUUGGUAGCUGAAUACCACUCUCAGGAGCAGCGGCCUGGGUGUUUACAGAGAUGUCGGUGGCUCAUUUGCACUGUUUCAGCUUUACCAGAACCACUUGCCCAGCACUGCCGCUUUGCGAUGUAGCAGACACAGCAAUAGGAGCUUAGCAAAAGUCUCUCCAGAACAGCUCCUUCCCUUGCAAGGAGUACUCAUGGUUUGCUUCCCAGAUUCUUCCUCUUGGCUGUCAAGCAGUUCCAUUCCUGCCCAAUUCUGCCCUCUGCCUGCUGCUGCGCAAAUUACAGCCUCCUUCUAACUUACUCAGGGUAAAAGUGUAACACAGACUCCCUUCACACUAAUGCCUGUAGUGUUUUGGGAAGCAUCCUCUUUUCUAACCGUACUGCUUUGAGGGUUCUGCCCACAUGUCUGAAUUUCUGACCUGUCCUUUCUGUAUUUUGUAUGCAGAAUAGUUUGUCUCAUGGCAGGGAGCUAUCAGGAAACUUCUUACAUACCAGGGAAUAAAUGAAAUGGGCUGCUGGGGGCAGACUUGGGACUUCCUUCUCUGGAAUUUCCCCUGGUGUAGGAACGAUGAGGCCAGUAACUCCCAGCCUAGCACCCCAGGGAGGGGUGUUCAGAAAGCAUUAGAGCCAGCUAAUAAGGGGCUGAAGCAUUUUGGUAGGUCUGGGCCAUCCUUGGGAAGGGGGAAAGGUUGUCUACAUGGGAACAGUGGAUUCUUGCUCCGUAAAGAGGGAUAGCCUGAAUUGUGCAGGGCUGUCUGGAGGUGCUGCCUAACAGUCUCAGUUCGAGCAUGGUAGAGAGCAGAGAGGACAGUCUUGGGCCUGGAGAUUGUUGGGCUGCAGUGGUUGGCUUGGAGUCCCAAGCAGCACAGUGCACAGGAGGAGGUGUCUUGUCUGGCCUUCUUGCAAUCUGCUGUUGGUUUUUCGAGGGGCCUGUCUGGUCCUCUGACUGCAGCAGGAUUUGGUUCACCUUUCAGUUGCCCCCGUGGUACGACACGCAGCACAUACCACUAAAGCAGGCCACUUCAGCAAUUAGUCAGAGGCUUGGAGCAGCAGACAUUCACACACAGGCUCUGGGGAGCAGAGCAGCUGUCAGGGGAAUUCCUUUUUUGGAUAUUCUCUCUUUUCGACUCCUUUGAGCUUAUUAUUAAAUUGAACUCAAACCGUAACCUUUUGACAAUGGCCAUCUCCUUCCCAUGAAUGGGAGUAUAGCUGGGGUGGGGGAGUUCCUUGGUUGGAGAUGGAGAGGCCCCCAUUCUGGACUUCCAAAGGAUUGGGAUUUGCACCAGGACACCACCUUUGGUAGGUUUGUCUGUUUGGAAUGGCUGUUGAGGAGGUGCUAAUGAGCAUGGAUGCUGCUCCUACAUUUAGGGCCCGACUAAUCUUGCUUCUCUGCUGGGCAGGGUGAUUUGGUUGUGCUAAGGAUCCCGGGCAGGAAGAACAUCAUGCUCGGGGACGGAAGGGAAUGUCUGGAAUCUGCUGCAUUUGCUAAAGGCUGCUAAUGGGAAUCUAGAGAAGAAAAGUUACUUUGCUAGGGCUGCUCCAUUUACACAAACAUGCUGGGCUAUAUAAUGCACUUUAGUUCUCUUUAAGACUGCUGCAAUUUUCAUUUAUAAGUGUUUUUCAGAAAGUUUUUCCCCUCUUUUUUUUUUUGGUCUGACUAAAAAUUAAUGUGGUUGUGCAAAAAGAAGAGCACUUAACCUCAGUGCAAUACGUGUAUCUAGAAGCAGCAUCUACAUGCAGUCUGGGGGUGUAUGUGUCUGUAUGGAAUUGGUGUAGGAACCAGCUCAGUGACGUGUGCUUCACCCCCUUCUAAUUUAUGCAUUCUUUAAAAAAUGACCAGUCUAUGCAAAAAAAAAAAAGGUGGUGCAGAAUCAGACUGUACACAAUCGGGAUCACUCAUGUUUUCCGAGGUGAUUCUGGCCACUGCUGAGAUGACAGAAUCUGGCUUGAUGCAUCUGCCUUCCUCUUUUAAAGGCCUCCCAGAAAGGAAGGGACCACGGGAGAGGGAGAAGUCUGUCUUUCAUUGGGUUUGUAUCACCUUUAGCUCUUCUGGGUGUCCUAUUUCGGCAUUACUUCACUGCGAGGUAUUCGCCAUCCAAAGUGGCAAAAUCCUUCAAGGAGCUUGCAGUCCCUUCUGAAGCUUUCUCACAAACAUGAUCCAUAAAGGACUGAAAGAAACCCAACGAAAGAAGUUCGGUUUGACAGAUGUAGAGGAGAUAUCGGCCGCUUCACUGACGGCUUCCUCUUUGCAACCCUCCACAAGACCCUCUUGGUGACUGGGGUUAAUUGGGCUAGGAAAUAGAUACUCCUUUCUCUGGGUCACAGGUGUUCAGCGGGGGUAUUUUUUGUAACCAGUUUUGCAAGUGGUCUUUCCAGAUUUUUCACAAGUAUCCUCUCUUGUUGGGGACAGGGCUAACCUUUAAACUUUUGCAUCUCAUCCUGCUUUCUUUCUAGGGUUGGUUCCACACUGCGAAAUGCCAAGGAAACUGGAUAGUUACGUGGGGCAUGUGGGUCAACAUGUGCUCAUUUGUGAAAACUAUUUUAGUGGUAUGCACACUGGCCAAAAUAGAAAGAAGGAAAGGUUUCUGUGCAGGAGACACUUUCAAGUUUCUAUUUACCACUCUUCCCCCCCCCCCCCACCCCGUUUUGCUAUCUGCUCCCCUCCUUCAGUCUUCCCCAGGAAAGGGGCUGUCUAUUAACUGAAAUGGCUGCUUUCUUUGCUCUGCCCUGUUGUCUCUUCCCAUCUGCUGAGAUACUGAAACUCUUUAUGCAGUGAAAGAGGAACUGCCGUUCUCUCCAGCACCAACUAGAAAAUUUGGAGAGUGGUGCUAAGGCCUGAUGUGGUGCCUUAGAGAGGAUUUUGAUUUUUUUCCCCCUUUUGCAUAGCUAGGGGCGCACCAGAAGAGAAAGAGGCUGCUUUGUCUUUGGAAAACAGUCAUGGAUUUGUCUGUUUCUGUUGAGCAGGGAUAUGACUGGUUGUUAUGCCCACCUCAUGGAAGUGUGAGAUGGAGGGCAAAGUUGGGGAAGAAAAUCAUUUGUUGCUGUCACACUAGAGUGGGGAAAAUGGGGACUUCCAAAGUUCAUCAGAUAACUCACUUGCAAAGGGACUUUGGUCGUACCAUUACAGCCUGGAUUUAAGUGGGUGGCCUGCAAACUGAGCACAUCUCUGGCUUCCUCCCUGACAAAGAGGCCCAGAAUUUAGUCUCCUGCUGCCUGCAUCUCCAGACACUCUUGAGAACCGGAGAUGGUUUGAGGUCAGCUUCUCUCAGGAGUUGUGUGUAUUGUGUUUAAACAAACUUAAUUUAACUCUGAACAUGGGAACAAAUGUCCUUGCAUUGAGUGAUGUGAAGAUGUUAGUUACAGGUACAGUACUUCCAAAGGAAGAGUCUCUCCCAAAUCCCCCAGAGGUGUAAACAUGAAUUUGUAUUUUUGAAGAAUGUACAAUGUGAAAUAACAGUGUUUGCUUAACAACUACUCGAUUUUGUAUGAAACAUUAAUACUGUACUUUGAAAUACCUGCAAGGAAGUGAAAAUUAAUUUUUUUAAUUGAAAGCAAUAUUAAUACGAAUGGAAUCUUAAUUAAACGCUUAUUUAAACCUGG